ACGGAAAUACAGAUAUAUUCCGACAAGGAAAAUCAGAGUGGGAGGGGCAGAACGGUCAUUUUAAUUCAUAAUUAUUGCCGUUUAAUACUUCCUCCAUUUGCGCACCUCUUGGCUAUAUAAAUAUCUGAAUAUAAACCAUUUCAUCUUAUUAGGGUUUCUGAAUUGAAUUCACUGUAAAGCUUGCACACGAUUGAGGAUUGCAAUCAAAAUCACAAGCCCUAAAUCUGUCAUCUCGCUCUCUUUUCGAUUUUUCGGGGCAAUCGUGUACAUUUUCUUGAGAUUAAAUGACUCGAGAGCUGCAAAGCAAUUCUAUGGACAUUGACGGUCCAGACUUAAGUAAAGCUAGUCCGAAUGGGAUGCAAGAAAAUGGUCUUAACCUCUAUCCGGUCUCUGCUACUGAUUCAGGUGAAGGCCUUCCGUAUGCUCCUGAAAAUUUUCCGAAUCCAGGAGAUAAGUGGGGUUGGAAAGUCGGGAGAAGACUUGCUGCUUCCGGCCACUUUCUGGAUAGAUACGUUUAUAUACCAACAAGUCUGUGUGAGUCUGGAAACAGACGAGGAUUCGCAAGCAAGCUCGCGUUUGAACAGUAUAUUCGAGGAAAAUUCCCUGAUACGGAUAUCGAUGCAUUUUUCGCCUCUUUUAGUUGGAGGAUCCCUUCAACAGCUUGCAAGAAUGGCCAGCUAUUAUUUCAAGACCGUAAAGAAACGCCCACAUCGUUAGGGAAGGCAGCACAAGAUCCAGGUGGCAAAUUGCAUUGCAAGGCUGGUAAUAAAUUUUGCAGCAGCUUAACUGGAACAGAGGACUCUGUUUCACAAGUCAUGCCCUGUGAUAUUUGCUGCAGUGAGCCUGGUUUCUGCAGAGACUGUUGUUGUAUACUAUGCUGUAGAACUUUUGAUAAAGCCUCUUCUUCUUCCGAUAGCUACAGUUACAUUACAUGUGAAGCUAAAAUUGAGGGCUUUAUUUGUGGGCACAGCUGUCAUAUCGAAUGCGCUCUACGAGCCUACAUGGCGGGUACAGUUGGAGGGAGCAUUGGUCUCGAUGCGGAGUAUUAUUGCCGCCGGUGCGACUCGAGAACUGAUCUGGUCCCGCAUUUUAAGAAGCUUCUUGAAGAUUCUGGAUCGGCUGUUUUGGGUGAGGAAAUUGAGAAGGUUCUGAGACUUGGUUUUUGUGCUCUGCGUGGGUCGGAGAAAACGAGUGUGACGGAGUUGUUGAGUCGUAUUGAGUUGGCAAUUUCAAAGCUUAAGAACGGGACUUGCGUCGAAGAUAUUUGGAAGAAGGAAGAUGUCUCUGCAGGCUCUGCUGCAGGGCUGUCGCCAAAUACAGAGAAAGACGAGCCACAAGACAGCAUAACGGGCCCCCCUCAAGAAAUUUCGUCAAAUUUUGACCACCGGAUCGAAUCACUAAAACUCGAGGAUGAAAUCGAUCACGUCUUGGAUGCAUUGAGGAAGUCACAAGAGAUGGAAUACAGACUUGCAGAGGAAAGGCUUUCAUCUCAGAAGAACUGUAUUUUAAAUCUGUACCAGCAGCUCGACAAAGAGAGGUCUGAGCUAUCGAGUUGUACAUCGAGAAAGUACAAGGAUUCGAUGCUUGAUAAUGUGUUGAAUAGAGUUGAUCAGAUAAAACGGGAGGUUUCGAAACUCAAAGACAUGGAAGAAGUGGCUAAGGGAUUUGGUAAAGUUCCUAAACAGAUUCUGAAGGAACAAUUUGGUGUUGAUUUUUGAGCGUUGAUUUGGGUGAUGAGCGACUGACUGUUAAGGAAAGAAACCAGAGAAUUGAUUUUUGAGCGUUGAUUUGGGUGAUGAACGACUGACUGUUAAGGAAAGAAACCACAGAGAAUAUAAUGUUCGAAAAAUUGCAAUUUUGUGCUGUGCUUGUUGUAAUAGAUACAGAUUUGUAGAUUCUGUUUGUAUAAUGAAUUGAUUGUAUUCAGAUAGUGUUGGGUACGCCUUGCA
Messenger RNA from Erythranthe guttata (spotted monkey flower), 1949 nucleotides. RefSeq names its product CDPK adapter, putative (DUF1423). The record is from RefSeq and is a predicted model, not a curated record. NCBI's taxonomy places the organism in Eukaryota, Viridiplantae, Streptophyta, Magnoliopsida, Lamiales, Phrymaceae.